AUGACCGAUAGCAUAUCACUGGAGACGUUGAAGCAGAAAGGGAACAAGGCCUUUUCUCUGAAUAACUAUAACGAUGCCAUCGAACUUUAUACACAAGCGAUUGAAAUAGACCCAAACAACGCAAUUUUGUAUGGGAACCGUGCUUUGUGUCACCUCAAGCUCAAGAAGUACGAAAAUGCGGUCUCCGACUCCAACAAAGCACUAGAACUUGAUCAAAACUACGCCAAAGCGCUCUAUCGCCGUGCCUGCGCAUAUUCGGAACUCGGAGAACUAAAUGCCUCCUAUAAAGACAUACAAGAUCUGAUGAAAAUGGGUCAAACAACUCCUGAGAUCCUCAAACUGCUUACAGAAGUUAAAGUCAAGCUAAAAGACGUGUUUUUUAAGGCAAUUUCUGAAGAAAAGACAAAGAGGGCGCUUGAUUUAGACCCGAAUUCCAUUGUUAUAUCCCCGUCGUACAAAGGCCCAAUGCUUGGCGACCACAUGACACUUGAGUACAUCGAAUCCAUGAUUUGCCAUUUUAGGGACCAGAAGACGAUUGCACUAAGGGAUUGUUACCAGAUCAUCAUCUGGGCCAAUGAAACAUUCGCGAAACUGCCUUCGUUGGUUGAGGUAACUAUCCCAGAGAAUCGUGUUCUGACCGUUUGUGGCGACAUCCACGGACAGUUUUACGACUUUUUGAAUAUUUUCAAGCUCAAUGGAUCCCCCAGCGAGACCAACAUGUAUCUCUUCAACGGCGAUUUUGUGGACAGGGGGCGAUAUUCAUGCGAAGUCAUUUUGACGAUGUUCGCCUACAGAAUUCUCUACCCGAACUCGUUCUUCCUCUCGAGAGGAAACCAUGAGAGCAAAGCCAUGAAUCAAGCAUAUGGAUUCGAGAGAGAGGCGAAACAGAAGUAUGGAAAUGUCGCGUACGACAUGUUUUCCGAGGCAUUCUGCUCGCUGCCCCUUGCCUACGUCAUCAACAGUAAGAUAUUUGUGGUACACGGCGGACUGAGCUCGAAGACGGAUCUUAAGUUAGAGGACAUCAAAAAAAUUGAUCGAUUCAGAGAACCAGCAGACAAAGGACUGAUGACAGAUCUUUUGUGGUCAGACAGCCAGCCCAGUUUGGGUAUCGCACUGAAUCAACGAAGCAUCAGCAUCUGCUUCGGUCCAGAUAUCACUGAAGCUUUUUUGGAGAACAACAAUCUGAGCCUCAUGAUAAGAUCGCAUACCAUGCAACAAGACGGCUACAAAAUCGAGGUUGACGGGAAACUGGUCACUGUGUUCUCCGCUCCUAACUAUUGUGGCACAACGGGCAACCUGGGGUGCUUCAUUAGGCUGACAAACGAGCUAAAGCCUGAAUACGUAACCUUUGAAGCCGUGCCGCAGCCGACGAAGUAGCCUUCCUCACACAGCACCUGCAACAUCUAUGCGUCUGUACACGAACCAAUACACGAUGUCACACUAGCUGUUCGUGCGCACACAAAAGGUGGUGCAUGCAGCGUUAGCAAUAGA
Schistocerca gregaria is the source of this 1491-nucleotide messenger RNA. RefSeq lists its product as uncharacterized. Gene Ontology annotation, molecular function: protein serine/threonine phosphatase activity; protein binding. The transcript has 3 exons. The record is from RefSeq and is a predicted model, not a curated record. Bases 1 to 1377 code for a protein of 458 amino acids. Gene Ontology annotation, cellular component: nucleus; cytosol. Lineage: Eukaryota; Metazoa; Arthropoda; Insecta; Orthoptera; Acrididae.